UCCGACAACAGCUGACAGCAGGCAGCGCCGACAACAGACUCAUAAAAAAGCUCAUCACAAACAACACAUAACACAAACGAUAAUAACCAAAUAAAAAUUAAUAUAUAAAUAUAAAUAGAUACUAACAACACACGGGGAAUAACACUGAGCAGCACGAUGUCGGAGGACAAGCAAUUUAUAAGGCGCGGCGACAGCAAGGACACCAUACACAAGACACAGGAGGUGGACAUCUACCGGGACACCUUCAUCCGCUAUAUGGGUGAGAGAAUCGAUGUGCCCGAUUCUGGCAAGAAUUCACAGAAGACUGAUGUUGGUGAUGUGUCCACAGGUUAUAGCAACGAAAUUGGAGAAUCCUUCCGCCCGCUGGUGCCCAAAUCUCUGGUGGCAGCCUCAUACGGCAUGGCCAUCGGUUACGUCUGCACGGACACCUUCGACAAGGCGCUGCGCCUCCAAAUGGAGGGGGCAUCCACCAAAGAGGUGGCCAUCAAGGGCGCGGAUGUAUUCGCCUGGCAGAUGAUGGCCUCCGUGGCUAUACCCGGACUGGUCAUCAAUCGUAUCACCUGGGCCACGCGUUCACUCCUUACUCGGGCUCCCGUGGCCGUCCUCAAGACCGUGCCCACGCUGGUGGGUCUGGUCAGCAUUCCGCUGAUCAUCCAUCCCAUUGAUAGCCUCGUGGAUCGCUUAAUGGAUGCCACUUUCCGCAGGGUGGUGAGAUAGUCGAUAACUCAUUGGAGGAGCAGCGAGGACCCGCCAGCGCAUAUACUAAUAUCCCGGUGAUAGAUGAGUUUUCAGGUUCGAAACCGUUUGUAUUAACUGUAGCCUAGCUGAGCUUUAACCCAAGAAUCCAGCUACCUUCACA
Messenger RNA from Drosophila serrata, 859 nucleotides. RefSeq names its product mitochondrial fission process protein 1. Gene Ontology annotation, biological process: mitochondrial fission. Gene Ontology annotation, cellular component: mitochondrion. Lineage: Eukaryota; Metazoa; Arthropoda; Insecta; Diptera; Drosophilidae. The record is from RefSeq and is a predicted model, not a curated record.